Molecule: messenger RNA, 2116 nt
Organism: Hypoxylon trugodes
Lineage: Eukaryota; Fungi; Ascomycota; Sordariomycetes; Xylariales; Hypoxylaceae
Exons: 6
Coding region: 276-1880 (534 amino acids)
Biological process (GO): regulation of DNA-templated transcription
Molecular function (GO): zinc ion binding; DNA-binding transcription factor activity, RNA polymerase II-specific
Source: RefSeq, a predicted model, not a curated record
UCCUAACCUUCAAUUAACAAGACAAUAUACGGCAGUCCCUGUUUCAACUUCAUCAAUACCUAUAUAAAAGCUCAUUUACUAUAGUUAAUAUGAAUUUUCUACUCUCAUUGAAUUCAACUCAAUUUUAUCCUAGAACUAACCUUGAUAUGUUCUAAGCGACCUCUUGCUGACUUUACAAUCUUGGAACCUAACGAAUUUAGCCCAAUUUUUCUUUAUUACUCUGAUUUAUAAAGAUCGGAUCGCGUCGUUCACGUACCAAACGUCACAAAUCGCACAUGGUUGGUGUUGCUGGAAAGUCGCAAGCCUGCAACGCUUGUAGGCAAAAGAGACUAAAGUGCGACUUGACGCGACCGUCUUGCCUGAAGUGUAUCAAAUCGGGUAAAGCAUGCACUGGAUAUAGUCGGGAUCUUAUUUUUGUCAAUAGAACUCCGUUGGAUCGAUCAAUUACUGCGACGUCUGUGCUGUCAGAGCGCAGGGCUCAGCAGCAGCAGCAGAAGGGCGGAACAGUCAAUUCAAACGCAGAAACCGAGCUUCAUCUUCUAUUUUCCGAAUCUUCUCAUGACAAUGAAAAAUUUCGGAAGCAUGCUAUUAAGAUAUUAGAAGCUACGUAUCUUCCGAAACAGCUAGUCCCUAGCAAUUCUAAACCUGAGACCAACGAAGGAAGUUUUUCAUGGGUGUACUAUCUGACAGACCUAACUGAGCCCAGUAAAUCACUGGAUACUUCCCUUUUCGCAUUCUGCCUUACCCAAUUACACAUUACCGGCACGGAUCAAGUGUCACUUUAUGAAUGUCUCGAACAGUAUAAUGCCGCUCUACAACACCUCUCUUCCGAUCUGGAUGACUUGCAGAAGCGAUCUCAAGAGGAAACGCUAGCCGCUAUUAUAGUUCUAUCAACAUGCGAGCUCUUCGUAUGCCCCGCAGGAGGGGGUUGGGGUGUUCACGCGCGUGGCUUAGCUGAAAUUAUUCGAUUGCGCGACCCGGAAACGCCCAAUACUCCAGCGUGGCGCCAUUUAUUCUCACGUUUGAGAAUUGUCUGUACCCUUGACGCUCUAACGAAGCGACAAGCCCGGAUUCUCGAAAAUAACAUUUGGCACCAGAUUGUAGCCGAAUCUGGGUUCACUGGUCCUCUUGACGAGGUUUAUACGAUAAUUUCAGAUGUCCCCGCUAUUCUUGAGCAAGCGGUUGCUCUGCCUUCGAUUGAUGAUUUAGAUAUUUUCUCGAAAAAGUCAGCAGUAAUCAUACAAUCAGUGUUGGAUGUAGCAGAAGCUGUCAGGUCCUGGCGCGACGAAUUCUGCAAACCUUCAUCGAAGCCUCACGCUUGGCUGGUACCAAGCUCCGUCACCAAUCCGGCCGAGACCGGUCUUUCGGACAAAAUGUUUCCGCUUUGCUUUGAGUUUGAAUCUCUCGGUGUUGCGGUUCCUAUCGUCAUGUGCUGGUCCGUCGCCGCUCAGCUAUAUAGCCAUGUUAUCCAGAUAUUUGAGUUGGCGCAAACAAGACUCGGCCGUCAUAUCACGCUUGAGUAUAUCCUGGCUCAAGUCAAUCCUACUCAAGCAGGUGCGAUGAACCUCUCACAGUCCUCGAACCAAGACGUUCUGAUUCCUGCUGUGGAUGACGUUCAAAAGAGAGGCACUGAGAUGGCGCACUGCAUUUGCCAAUCAUUAGAAUAUUUCCACCGUAUUGAGAUGGGGACGUACGGCGGCCAUGCGACAACUUAUCCAUCUUGGAGCGCUCGGCAGUACUUUCGCUUACAUGCCGGUCAUGAGCGAGAGAGGUUAUGGUUACAGAACUUACAUAAGAUGGAGGGCCCCGGGACCCGCUGGGGAUUGUCAUUAAUGACAUUCGCAGAUAUCAUCAAGUCUUUGAGUGAUUUGUCAGGAUGAGCGUUAUGUUAUUCGCGAUGUUCUUUAAUAACGGUAGAUCCACUUCAACUAGCCUCCCGACGUCGCACCCACUCUUGCCAAGCAUUUUUCAACGAAAGAUGAUACCGAAUUAGGAAGUCUAUCUCAACUGAGUUUACUAAUACUAAGGUAUUCAGGAAUAAUAUCUAACCAAAUAGAUGUGUAUAUAUAUCAGAUUCCUUCCCAGACGGCGGCUUUCAAGCAUGGUUCUGCAUUGC